UCAUUACAUUUAUAAUAUAAUAAAGUAACAAUCAGAGGACAAGAGAGAAGAGUAACGUUACAAUUUUUUGGUUUUGUAUCCGCCGAUCUGUUUUCAAAAAUAUUCAAAAUCACAGAGGCUCCUCCUUCUCCUUCCCCUUCCUCUUUCACCCAAAAAAAAAAUCCCUCAAUUAGGAAAAAAAAAAAGCAAGCAAGAACCCUAAUCUCUCCCCGUGUCUGAUUCACAAGAAAACAAGAUCUGACUUCUCCUGUAUCAUUCUCAAAUCUGCGCCUUCCUCUCGAUCCAUAAGGUGAAGCAAUCUAUCGGAAAGGUUUUUGUUAAAUUGAUCCUCGACUAUGCCGCUUCGUAACCAGAAUCGCGCUCCUUUGCCUAGUCCUAACGUCAAAAAGGAAGCUUUGGCAAGUGUUCCUUUUGAAAGGCGAAAGAGAGUGGAAACGCAAGGUACUGGAAGAAGACAAGUUCUUUCGACGGUGAACAGACAAGAUGUUACGGCGAACAGCGAUGUGGGCAGCACAGAUGACUGUGGUAAAGUUGAAUUUACUAAAGAUGAAGUCUUGGCUUUGCUUACCGAGAGAGCUAAAGCUGGCAAAUUUGAUACCAAGGCUAAGAUUGAGCAAAUGACGGAUAUUAUCAAGAAGCUUAAGGUUUGUGUUAGAUGGUUCCAACAAGUGGAAGAAACACAUGUCCAGGAGAAGGAAAAUCUUACUUCUUCUCUUGAAUCUGCUAAGAAAAGAUUCAGUGAUCAAGAGUUGGAUGCAAAGACCAAAGAGGAUAGGCUACAAGCGACUAUAGCUGAGAUGAAGGAGAACAUAGUAUCACUACAGGAGAAGUUCUCCAAGGAGGAGUUAAACAAGUUGGAUGCAAUUGAAAAUCAUAGAAGAGAAAAAGAAUGUAGAGUUGCAGCUGAGAAGCUUCAGGAUUCUCUCCGAGAAGAGCUUGACAAAGAGAAAGAAGACAAAAUGGCUGCCAAGAAUAAGGUGACGUCCCUUGAAGAUAUGUACAAAAGGCUGCAAGAGUACAACACAAGUUUGCAACAAUAUAACACUAAACUCCAGACUGAUCUUCAAGCAGUUCGAGAGGCACACACUCGUGCUGAAAAGGAAAAGUCAAGUAUACUAGAGAACCUUACUACACUUAGGGGUCACAGUAAAUCACUACAGGAACAACUAGCGUUGAGCCGGGUUUCACAAGAUGAAGCGGUAAAACAAAAGGAUUCAUUGCUGACGGAAGUCAAGAACCUUCGGAGCGAGCUCCAACAAGUUCGUGAUGAUCGUGAUCGCCAGGUUGUACAGUCGAAAAAUCUGGCUGAUGAGAUACUGAUGUAUAAGGAGAGUGUUGGAAAAUCUUCUCAUGAGUUGGACAUUUUAAUAGCUAAAUCAGGAUCCUUGGAGGAAACAUGUUCGUUGCAAAAAGAGCGUAUCAAAAUGUUGGAGCAAGAAUUAACUUUUGCUAAGGAAAAGCUAAAGAUGGUAGAUGCAUCUAUGUCUCAUACUAUAACAGAAUUUGAAGAGCAGAAACAGCGUAUGCACGAAUUGCAAGAUCGCCUUGCAGACACGGAGCAUCAACUUUGUGAAGGAGAAUUGUUACGAAAGAAGCUCCAUAACACCAUCCUUGAACUCAAAGGAAACAUACGUGUGUUCUGCCGAGUGCGCCCCUUGCUACCAGAUGAUGGACGCCAAGAGGCCAGUGUAAUUGCCUAUCAUACGUCAACGGAAUCUCUUGGGAGAGGCAUUGAUGUGGUCCAAACUGGUAACAAGCAUCCUUUCACCUUCGACAAGGUCUUCGACCACGGGGCUUCUCAGGAGGAAGUAUUCUUUGAAAUAUCUCAACUUGUACAGAGCGCAUUAGAUGGCUACAAGGUGUGUAUUUUUGCAUACGGUCAGACAGGUUCUGGCAAAACCUACACCAUGAUGGGCAGGCCAGACAAGCCAGAACAGAAGGGACUGAUCCCUAGAUCACUUGAACAAAUUUUCAAAACUAGCCAGUCUCUUAGUACCCAAGGGUGGAAAUACAAGAUGCAGGUCUCAAUGUUGGAGAUCUACAAUGAGUCCAUCAGAGACUUGCUUAUGACAAACCGAACAAUUGCUAUAGAGUCUGCACGAGGAGACAGUAGUAGCACCUCUGGAAGACAGUAUACAAUCACACAUGAUGCUAAUGGAAACACUCAUGUUAGUGAGCUGACAAUAGUAGAUGUAUGUAGCAUCGGACAAAUUUCCUCACUAUUGCAGCAGGCCGCUCAGAGCAGGUCCGUUGGUAAGACUCAAAUGAACGAGCAGUCAUCAAGGAGUCAUUUCGUGUUUACUCUUCGGAUUUCUGGUGUGAAUGAGAGCACUGAACAGCAGGUACAAGGAGUUCUUAACCUAAUUGAUCUUGCUGGUAGUGAGCGACUCUCAAAGAGCGGGGCAACCGGAGAGCGGUUAAAGGAGACACAGGCUAUAAACAAAAGCUUGUCUGCUUUGAGUGAUGUUAUAUUUGCAUUGGCUAAGAAAGAGGAUCAUGUUCCUUUCAGAAACUCCAAGUUAACCUAUUUGCUCCAGCCGUGUUUAGGAGGAGACUCAAAAACCUUAAUGUUUGUGAAUAUAUCACCUGAUCCAUCUUCUACUGGAGAGUCCCUUUGCUCUCUUCGGUUUGCUGCUAGAGUGAAUGCUUGUGAGAUUGGAAUACCUCGUAGACAAACUUCUGCAAAACUCCUCGACUCUCGCCUGAGCUACGGUUAAAUCUAGCGGUUGGAGUUUCUAUCUCGUAUGUAUAACAACGGCAAUUGUUUUAGAGGUUUGUAAUUUCUGAUUGUGGUUUUGACUUAGAUUUUUUCUGUACCAAGCUCAUAAGAAUCGGGAACUUUAGUGUGCACUAAAUUUGAUUGUGUAAGCUACUUGCUAUCUUGGCAAUGUCGUGUGAGGAAAUUUCAACUAUUGUGUUAUGUAAUUGUCUUAUAAGACAUAACUAAAUAAGUUCUUGCUCUG
Camelina sativa (false flax) is the source of this 2963-nucleotide messenger RNA. Its product is annotated as kinesin-like protein KIN-14D. Gene Ontology annotation, molecular function: microtubule binding; ATP binding; microtubule motor activity. The record is from RefSeq and is a predicted model, not a curated record. Gene Ontology annotation, biological process: microtubule-based movement. Lineage: Eukaryota; Viridiplantae; Streptophyta; Magnoliopsida; Brassicales; Brassicaceae.